Molecule: messenger RNA, 2763 nt
Organism: Cotesia congregata
Lineage: Eukaryota; Metazoa; Arthropoda; Insecta; Hymenoptera; Braconidae
Source: the annotation of a GenBank genome assembly
AUGCCUGCUGGCGGUAACAGUCGCUUUCGCAAUUACCCUGCGCGGAUGUCCGAGCGACAACAGUUAGCACUUUUGUUACAAAUUACCUCUCAGGAUAUUGUUUUGCCUGGACCAGAAACUAAUGCAAGUCCUAAGACUAAAAGAACAGCGAACCCAGAGACGCUGAAGGUUAUUGGCUCUGAGAAAUUGGGAGCCUCUGAGGACGAGCUAGCUACAGGAGUCAAAGGGUCAGAAUUUCGGGAGUUUCAGCAAGAGCUGGUGAGCUCGGUACGUGUGACCAGACCGAGCGCUGGUGAAGAGAGUGGAGCCCCCUGUGAAAUGCGUAGAACACCACCUCAAAAUAAAGUGGACAGAUCGGCAACCGGACAAUCCGGAAGCUCGCCACGUGUAACCUUACGUAUAAACAACGUCCGCGCGGGAGCGAGGGAUGAAAAAAAAGGGCAGUCGCGCCCGAGCUUUGUAAACACCUCGACAAGCCCGAUGGAUACCACCACCAGUCCAAGUACCACCACCACCGCCUCGAGUAACCCCACCAGCUCCAACCCUUCACCCUCAAACCCGAACCCGAACUCCAACGCCUCCAGCGCCACCUCUAACAGUUCCUCAACAAACUCGAGCGCGAACACAAAUUCGAAUACAAACUCUUCAAGUUCCGGGAACAAGUCUGCUUCUUCAACAGCAGCGACCUCUUCGACCACCACCACAACUUCAACGGCUUCUUCUACCACCGCUUCAACAGCCAAUGCCUCUCCGGACACUACCGACAUCUAUGAGUUCAAGAGUUCCAAGGAACCGACUCCUGUUCGAGGAACCAGUUCCUCUCCGAACCUUUCUGAUAAAGACAAAGAGUUGAGCACUAGUUCCACCAACGUUUCUAGUGCUAAUAAUAAUAAUACUAAUAAUAACAACAAUAAUAAUAACAAUAAUAGUAAUAAUAACAAUAAUAAUAGUAAUAAUAAUAAUAAUAAUAAUAAUAAUAAUAAUAAUAAUAAUAACAGCAGUAACAAUGCUGCAAAUGUUCCAAACUCUGGAACAGGAACUAAUUCAGAGUCUAGUAGCUCAGGAGCGAACUCUGGUGGCGCGGAACUGAGCACCACUGGCUCGCCAGCUUCGAAACGUACUUAUGAAGAUGAUGAUCAGGAUGAUGAGGUUAAAAGGAAGAAACGCAAGGAAGGAGACUCGAAGGAUAAUAAAACUACACCGAGGCAAAAUGCCGGACGCGCUGCUGAUAAGUUUGACAAGGUGAGCACAAGCGUAACCGCGUCGUUUGUUGAACAGUGUGUAAAAGCAGGCAAGCCGGCAGCGGCAUCUUCUGGAACAGCCAAGAACAGCCAGAACUCGGGACCAGCGCCAUCUAGCGGAGCGGCGGAUAGAAAGAGCCCCAGUUCCACAGCUGCGAGUAGUCCUAAGCCGGCUGGGAGCAACAAAGCGGACUCGGACGGCGAUGAGGACCGCAAGGGUUCCGAAGCGGCGCCCAAAGUUCCGCCGCUGAAGAUUGUCAUUCCUCAGAGCACCGCGGAACAAGAACAAGGUGCCAGGAACGGCAAGAACACUUCCACUAGGGGGCACCAGCUGCCUUAUGUGGUUCCCAGUUCCAACAGCAGCGACUCCAAUGACAAAGACUCCGCGGCAGGUGCUGGAACUUCUGGAGGAACUACUAGUCCUACCGAGACUGCUAAGGUUGAGGAUAAAAAGGAUUUUAGUGGCGCUAUUCACAGCGAGGAGAGGAGUACUCAUCAUCAGAGAGUUCUUAGGAGUUCUCAUAGAGGUGGAAAUGGCAAUGGAACAUCCAAAGAUUCUGCGCAGUACUCAAACUCCUCCCCCCUGGCGACAGACCGUUCAAACAAUUCAUCUCCCCAGGCCCGUCACACCUCUCCAAGCCCCGAAACAAGCACAGAAACAAAGCCAGCGACGACAGAGUCAUCUUCGAACCCAAAAUCAUCGACCAGCAGCGACAAGGCGGAGAAAAACGAAACUAAACUCAAAGAGGAACCCGCAGAGUCAGCGCCAUCUACAACAGCCUCCACGCCAACCCUCACUCCCGCGGAACUGCACCCGCGCAAGCGCAAAAUGAAGCCCAAAGAGGUCGCCACUACCACGGAGUCCAGCGAGGCGAACAGCACUGGAACAGAAGUGCAUCCUCACGACCAGCCAAUCACAAACUGCUACCAGCUGUUCCUGAACAUCCGCAAGCAGAUAGAGCGCCGGCGCAAAGGACUGUUCCCGGUACAGCCCAAGCCUCCUCAGGGGUUCAAAGAUUAUUUAAUGAACCGCUGCACUUAUGUUCUUGCCGGGAACGCGAACAAGGAACCGAACGUCAAGCCUCCUGCGAAUCUCGCGGAACAGAUGAAGGCUUUGUUUAUUAAGCAGGAGAGCGAGAGGUAUAGGUUACGCAUGCAGCAUGUGGUUGAGAAGGAGAAACUUGUUCUGUCCGUGGAACAGGAAAUUCUGAGGGUUCAUGGGCGCGCCGCAAGGGCGCUAGCGAAUCAGGAACUCCCGUUCUCGGUGUGUACUAUUUUGAAAGAUGAGGAGGUUUAUAAUGUUAUUACUCCGGAACAAGAAGACAAGGAACGGAACUUGCGCAGUCGGUACAAUGGCAGGCUGUUCCUUAGUUGGUUGCAGGAUGUUGAUGAUAAGUGGGAGAAAAUUAAGUGGAAGCUAAAAGAAGUUGGACUUUGUGAAUUCAAAGCUCAGCCUCAAAUCGAAGACAUCCAUGUACCAAUGGUGCAUGUUUCUGAUGACUUCGAUCUGCUACCCGCCUAA